Molecule: messenger RNA, 1664 nt
Organism: Perkinsus marinus ATCC 50983
Lineage: Eukaryota; Perkinsozoa; Perkinsida; Perkinsidae
Exons: 19
Coding region: 1-1602 (533 amino acids)
Biological process (GO): protein homooligomerization
Molecular function (GO): protein binding
Source: RefSeq, a predicted model, not a curated record
AUGCAUAAGGUACAGGUAAAUAGAGGAGGGAAAGCACGGGAUGAUUUUGAGAAUAUGGUUACGGAGUUGAGAUCCUCUUAUACCUCAUGGUUAGAUAAGACUGAGGCAUCGUUAAAUCGUCAACAAGAUGAUCUAGAGACGGAAAGGAGGGAUUUCGAGGAAGAGAAGAAGAGAGUUUGGAAGGACUUUGUUGAUGAGAAGAAUAGAGGGAUAAUGAAGUUAAAAGAGGAUCGUAGACGGGCUGACCUUGAGAUGCAGAAUCAAUUCAAACAGAUCAAAACUGAGCGAUCCGAUACAAGGAGGAAGAUAGAGGCUGACAAGCAGAGGUUUGAACUGGAGAAAGGGGAUACUCUACGAAGGUUAAUGUUGAAGGAAGAUGCUCUCACUGAGGCAAAGGAUAAGCUUGAAGUGGAGAGGAAUAGGAUGGCUGAGCAAACUCUAGCUGCUGAGACUAAGGUCGAUAUUAAUGUUGGAGGUACACCAUUCGAGACCUCUCGUGGUACUCUUAUGCAACAACAAGGGACACUAUUGGAAGGCUUGGCAUCAGGGAGGAUUGAGGCACAGCGGGAUCGACAAGGACGAAUAUUCAUCGAUAGAGAUGCUCAUAGUUUUAGACAUCUUUUACAAUUCUUACGUAAUCCUGAGAUACCACCAUGCCCUAAAGAUGCUACCGAUUCAGAGAAGUUGAGUAUAGAGGCUAGCCAUUAUGGGAUACGUUUCUUCCCGUUUCCCUUAGCUUAUGCUAUCGGAGGUCAUUCUGGUCAGGAGCAUCUAAGGAGUGUGGAAGUAUUGGAUGUAGAGCAUCAAUGUUGGCGUCCUUGCCGUCCUAUGAAUACCGAGAGGACGUAUUUCGGUGCUGCUGGAUUCAAUUCUCGAGUAUAUGUCUUUGGAGGGCAAAACCUAGACUACAAGGCACUAUGUGAUAGUGAGGUUUAUGAUGCUCUCAGAGAUACCUGGAUGAUUGGGGCCUCUUUGAAUACACCUCGUCGUAACUGUGCUUCUACAAUAACAAGUGAUGGUAGGAUAUUCGCAAUUGGAGGUUUUGAUGGAGUAUCGAUGCUCUCUAGUGUGGAGGCAUAUGAUCCUCGUAUGCGUAAUUGGAUGGAGGUUGCAUCAAUGAGUACCCCACGCAGUAGCUGUAUGGCUGUUGCUGAUGCAAGUGGUCGUAUAUGGGCAUUAGGGGGUACAUCAGGACGGAGAUUAAAGACAGUAGAAAUAUAUGAUAUCCGUGCGAACAAAUGGUCUUCUACUCCUGGCACUGAUAUGAUUGAGGAAGUCUCUGCUGGUGCUGCUGUAUUCUUUGAAGGGAAUAUCUAUGUUAUUGGAGGUACUGAUAACUCUCAAAUGGUACAUUCAUCAGUAGAGAGUCUUUCAAUAGAUGCUAUGAAUAAUGGUUGGAAUUACAAGCAUCAGGCUAGUACUGAGCGUAUGGAUUGUUCAGCGGCACCUGUGAUGGACUCAAUAUUAUUGGGUGGUGGACAAAAUGGAGGAGAGGCUUUAUCAACAGUCGAGUUUUACACACCAGAUAGCGAUGAAUGGCAAGCUGGACCACCCAUGCUAUCACCAAGGUAUGGACAUGAGUAUGUUAUACUUAGCCUAUGAUAGUGUCAUAAUAAUACUUAUCAAUAGUUUCUUUAAGACUACUACUAAACAGCAACAGGUUA